Molecule: messenger RNA, 2584 nt
Organism: Pantherophis guttatus
Lineage: Eukaryota; Metazoa; Chordata; Lepidosauria; Squamata; Colubridae
Gene: CCDC77
Product: coiled-coil domain containing 77
Cellular component (GO): centrosome
Source: RefSeq, a predicted model, not a curated record
GCAGCGGCGUCGUGAACGGCAGAAUUAGCGUCUCGUAGAGGAGAAGUACAAACUUCUGGUUCCAAAUGGGACGGAGAAGGAUGGGGAGAACGAGCGCCAUGGCUACUUCUCCAAGAACACCUUGCAAAAAAUCAAGCACUCCAUGUGCUGCUUCCAAAGGUGCUCUCUCUCCUUCGCCUCACCAAAAUGAUUCUACCCCUCUUCCUUCAAUCAAUGAACGUCUGGCCUACCUUCGUCCCUCUCGGGAGCUGCUGGAGUACUAUCGAAAGAAGAUUGCAGAAUUCGAUGAAGAACAUGAAGGACUGGUCAAACGGUUGGAGACGUACAAAGCGUCUUAUGAUGAACAGCACAAGUUGCAAUGGGAAAUGCGUCAGCGAGAAGAAGAAAUUGCAGAACUGCAGAAGGCUUUGAGUGACGUGCAAAUGUACCUUUUUCAAGAAAGAGAGCAUGUGCUGCGCCUUUAUGCUGAAAACGAUCGACUGAAAAUCAGAGAACUAGAUGACAGAAAGAAGAUUCAACAUCUUUUGGCUUUAUUAGGAACAGAUGAGGGUGAAAUUACCUAUUUUCACCAAGAACCCCCAAAUAAGGUCACUAUAGAUCAACUACCUGCACCUACUAAAAGAGAUUCCCAGGAAGGAUGUGACAAAUACACUUCAAUAAUAGGUUUUAAAAAUAGAAGAGAGAAACCCGAAUGUGCAAAUAGAUACCAAAAAGACAACCAAACACUCCUACUACAGGUGGAGUCUCUUCAAGCUCAACUAGAAGAACAGACUAAGCUGUCAAAGGAGCAGACUGAAGCACUGCUAGAAGAUCGACGCAUCCGUAUCGAAGAAGCUCAGGUGCAGCAUCAGAGAGAUCAGGAACAGAUCAAAGAUAUUACUGAAAAAUACCAUAAAGCUCAACAUUUGCUAUAUGAGAGUACCAAAGAUUUUCUGCAGAUAAAGUUUGAUGCACGAGCAAAUGAAAAAUCCUGGAUGGCAGAGAAGGACACUCUGCUGAGGAAGAUGGACAAAUGUAAAUGUGCACACAAGCAGAGCAGGGUUUAUAAGGAUGGUAGUCCGGUCCAGGAUCACGUCAAUCAGAGUUAUGAAAGUUGUCAAAGCUGGUGGGUUGCUAGCCCAGAGAAGCAGGACACUACAUUGGAUGAAUGGAGAAGUAGUCCUCAUCAGCAAAGUUUCACCAAGAGAUCACCUCCCAGUGAGAAGGUUGAAGUUUUCAAGAGGAGAAAGCCAAAAGUUGUCAGAUGUGUUUUUCAAGGAGAGCAGAACAUUCACAAAAUAUAUGGAGGAGAGAUUAAGGGAUUAAGAGAUCAGUUGACCCAGGAGCGGAAAUUAGCAAACAUGUAUCGAGAACAGUGUGUUUCAUUGGAAGAGGAGUUGUCUAAGACUCGGGAGGAAGGAAAUUUAGGUCAAGAAAUGUUCAAGCAACAGUCAGAAAAGAUGGGAAAGCGUCUACAGUUAAUGACCCGGCGCUACGAGGCACUGGAAAAAAGGCGGGCCAUGGAGGUGGAAGGGUUUAAAAACGAUAUCAAACAAUUCCAACAAAAGCUGCAGGAUGUGGAGAAGCAACUUUUCAAGGUGGUAAUGAACGUGGGACCCGACCAAGAUCUUGCAAUUCUGCAUGAAGUUCGCCGAGGGAACAAGAGAACCAAGAAGCUACAAGGAGAACUUAAAAACUUAAAAUCAAAGAUAUAUGGACUGGAGAGCGACCUACGAGAUUAUUGAUAAUGAUAUGUCAGUGUUGAUAAAGACCUGUCGCUGCAACAAACUUUUUUUCCACAUUUUUUUUUUUUUUAGUUACAAAUAUGUAACUUCACUAAGUAUAGCAUACACUUUACAUUCCAGGGCAGAAGAAAACAAUUGAAACUUGUGUGAGACUUGAAAAGAAAUUCCUUUUACCUUUUUAAUGGAGUACCUAGAUUUGGUCUCUGAUAUGUUGAUUUUGACACAGAAUCAGGCCAGAGAUAUUCGACGAUUGCUUUUGCAGUGCCUAGAAGAGAUGUGAUCUAUAAGAACUUUUCACUGGCUAAGAAUGAUAUGCUAUGCAGGGAUCCCAAGAAAAGUGCUAGGUGGGCUGUAUCUUGGUUUAUUAUAGAGAAGAAAGGAAUUUCCAAAUGACUCUCUCAAACUGGGCAGCAUAGAACGGUUGAUACCAAUAUAUAUAGAAAAGAAUCUCUUACAGCGAGCCACAAAGAUUUUUCAAAUCAAAACCAGUUCUUGGAAUAAGUGCUUUCCUGAGUUCUUUAUAGAUUACUAACCUAAUUGAAGGAGAAGCAUAGAUCAAGGGGAACUCUAUUCAUAAGUGACAGGGCUUCAGUCUCAAACACAGAUCUAUCACCCAGGAUAAAGUGUGUGUGUAGGGUUGCAGGGUGCACUAAAAGAAGAGUCAGACCCAUUGAGCAGAAACUUGCAUCUGAAUAAAAUUGCAUAGGAUUUAGUUACAACACAGGUGCUUUCCAGCAUGGGUCAUUCAUAUGUUUUCACGAGUAUAAUUUACUUUGCAGAAAUCUUUCUGAACCCAGGAAAGAAUUAUGACGCAUCUAUUGAUUUAUGCUCUGGUGUAGAACAAUAAAACUUGCAUUAUA